UCUCUCUCUCUCUCUCUCUCUUUCUCACACAAACAAACCAGGAUGAGGUAACUGAGUUUUGGUCGACGACGGCGCAGGAAGACAUGGGAGGAGUAGGCGAGCUGGUUAGUGGUGCUGCUCUAGGAACGGUGUUUUCAGGGUUAUGGAGUACAGUGAAGGAUGCCAAGAACCGUCUCAAAGACUUCAAAAACAAAUUACAGGACCUGGACGAUACUCUCCAACGUCUAGAUCCAAUGGUCAAAGAUAUACAAAACUUGAACGCACAGCUGAAGCGAUCAGAUCAGCGUGAUGUAGAUCGAUUAAAGUCAGUGAUGGAAAAGGGCGCGAAUCUGGUUUCCAAGUGUCUUCUCUUGCGACGACGAGACUUCAUCAAGAAGAUAUAUUACCACAAGAAGCUUGUGGAGCUCGACAACGACAUCAUCAGCUUCAACAAUAAACACACUUCGUUGAACACAUUUCGGGAGAUCCAGCUUCUACACUUGAAAGUCGACAAACUCUCCGAUCAGAUUCAAAGUCAAAGACCUUCCCCUAGUAAAUCCUCCGCUUGUGGUGGUGAGGGUGGUUGUGUUUCAGGAGAACCAAUAUAUCGCAGACCUCGUCCCCGAGCUGCCAUGGUAGCCCCCCCACCUUAUGCUGGAGUUCCGAGACUUGACAUACCUAUGCUCCUCUUCUUCGUCAUUUACAUUUAUUUUAUCUUUAAUGUUACCGGGACUGGAAUAGUGGAAGGCAUUUUCUGCUUCGCUUUGCUCAUCUGCAAACUCGUCUUAUUUCUGCUUGAAACUGACACUGGUUUGGCGAUGAUCAUAAAGGACGCCGGUGAGCUGAAAACGACGAUAAAAAAACUGAGAUCUACCAUGAAAUCACUUGCUCCUGUGUUAGAGGAGAUUAAUCAAGGAAGUCAAAAUGGUGAAAGACUGAGACGAUUGAUGGAAGAGGGUGAGGAGCUUGUUCGAAAUGGCUUAAAGAUAGGAUCUUGGAACGUUGUUAAGAAGUGGGAGUGCCAGAAGAAGAUAGUGGAGCUAGAAAAUAAGCUCUUAAGGUUCCAUAGCCGUCAUCUGCAAGCUCGCUUGGAAACGAUGAUUGACGCAGCAAGUGAUGGCUUAGAGAUGAAUGAGAAUGAAUAUUCGUUUUAUAAGCCCGCACGUUAUUUUGAUGAGGAUCCUCAUAUGAAGGAAGGGAGGCAUACCGAAACGAAAGCGUAUGAAUCAGAAUCACACAACAAACUCAACAAUUUAGAAUCUUAUCAGUUUCUGGACUACAAUAGCCCCAUUUCAAGUUCCAUUGGGGGAUUUCAACAACAAGCAUUGGGAAAUUAAAACAUAGGGAGCUACGACGUAACUUGCAUGUUUUAUUUUUAUUUUUUUUAGUAGUCUGAAGUUCAAAUUGUAUGCACUACUUGCACGGGGACCUGCCGGAGCAAGACCAUGUACGGCUAUACUUUUUUCAAGGAUUAGGUUGAACAAUCUUUUGGGUUAAUAUAUAUGUGUUUGUGA
This is a messenger RNA of Prosopis cineraria, 1493 nucleotides long. RefSeq lists its product as uncharacterized. The transcript has 2 exons. NCBI's taxonomy places the organism in Eukaryota, Viridiplantae, Streptophyta, Magnoliopsida, Fabales, Fabaceae. The record is from RefSeq and is a predicted model, not a curated record. Bases 84 to 1316 code for a protein of 410 amino acids. Gene Ontology annotation, biological process: defense response to fungus.